Messenger RNA from Liolophura sinensis, 7045 nucleotides. Its product is annotated as mucin-like protein. Gene Ontology annotation, molecular function: calcium ion binding. The annotation marks the transcript as partial. Lineage: Eukaryota; Metazoa; Mollusca; Polyplacophora; Chitonida; Chitonidae. The transcript is spliced from 30 exons. The record is from RefSeq and is a predicted model, not a curated record.
UCUUCCAACUCAUUAAUUGUGGUGCAUGUUGCAAAUCUCCCUGGUUUCUGUUUGUUUUUUCUUGUCUCCCUAGGUAAAGCGGGCUUGUGGAUUUUCCAGCUAGAUGACAACCGUGCCAAAGUGUCACCAGCCUUAAAGUGUUUGAACUGGUACGAGGCUCAGACCACAACGGACCACCAGCAAAUGGUGGAACUCGACUCUCUGCUGUCCCCAUGCCCAUGUAGUAUACGGGAAGCCUUCUUCGACCCUCGCUUUCGAUUCGCUUGGUGGGAGGGUGGAUACUAUGAGAAUAACUACUGCUUCUACACCAUCCUCUCUCCACGGGGGAGGACCGGGGCAAGGAAAUGCUGUUACUCUUUUCGGAGAGAACGGCGUCUGUGGACGUGGGCUUGGGGAUCACACUGGGGUUGGCGCUACAUUUACUUCCUGAACACAGAUGUCGUGACUGGGGGUGGUUUGGUCAGUUACAACCCUCUGUCGUUUAGCCAGUACCGCAAGUAUCUGGACAACGACCGAGCCCCGUUUGAGAACUGUUGCUUAUUGUCCGGCCUAUGUAGAUACUAUCGCCAGUAUAGACAGUUGGACAGAUGCGAAGGCUACCGCCCACAACGCAGAGCCCGCUUCUGGGGUGACCCGCAUAUUACUACCCUUGAUGGUAAAGGAUACACAUUCAAUGGUUGGGGAGAGUACAUUCUGUUGGAAUUAACAAAUAAAACAUCCGAUCAGCUGAAGGCGUCAAUUCAAGGACGCACAGACCGUGCCCUGAAUAGCACUGGUCACAUGACAGACGCCACCAUCUUCUCGGCUUUUGCUGUCAAGGACUAUGACACGGGUGCCACGAUGCAAGCCGUGCUGAAUAACAACAAAAGCGAUUUAAACGUGUUCUGUAACUCAGUUGACUACACUGAAAGGUUUCAAAACCGUUUUGAAUCAUUUAACAUUAAUGACGACAACCUGGCCUGCACACGUCCGGAAAACAACACUUUAGGCGUGACUUUAACUUCGGGAAUUGGUCUGAACGUGUCACUGGGAGUGGAAUCCUUGGAGAUAUCAGUAACUAUUCCAGAGGACAUGGCGUCUUCUGUUUCUACAAAAGGGCUGCUGGGUGUCUUCAACGAUGACAAAUCCGAUGAUUUCAUGCUUCCUAACGGCACUACAAUCCAUAUUAAUUCAACAGAAAAAGCCAUUUUCAACGACUUUGGACAGCAUUGGUUAGUGAGCGACAUUAACUCGGUGUUCACAUAUCGAGCUGGUGAUAAUGCUAGCAAUCAUCGCCACGAGGAAUUUACCCCCAAGUUCCUAGACGACUAUCCCCAAGACAAAGUGGACAAAGCCAAAGAGUUCUGUGGAGAUAAUAAAGAAUGUAUGUUUGACUACCUGUCUACGAAUCGAGAAGACGUGGCUCAAGACACGCUGAAUACAGCGAACGAAACAGCCGAGGACGAUGAAGCAUUCGGCAACAGUUUGCCGAAUGUCACCGUAGAUCAGACCGUGGUCAAAGCCAUAGUAAACCAAACAACGUUAAUACAGAUUUCAGCCACUGAUGAUGACAACGAAACUGUUGUUAUCUACAUGAUCAACAACAUCACAGGCCAGACUGUUCUCAAUCAAACCGGAAACAAUGCCUAUCUGUCAUGGACUCCGGAAUCUCUUGAUCCUGUCGUUAUUAGCAUAUCCGCCGUGGAUCCAAAAGGCGCCGACGCUCCAGUGCAGCAGGUUCAGGUCUUGCUCUGUAGCGGCUGUAGUGGUCGUGGGGAAUGUGAUUUUAACCAGACGGACGCCAGCUUGGAUGCCACUUCCAGUAACGGGACAGCAUUCACCGUUGUACCAUGCUCCUGUAAUUCCGGAUGGAUUGGUGAUAACUGCAACCAAGACUACAACGGGUGUGCAGACGAACCCUGCCCCAAAGGAACUACGUGUACAGACCUAUCCCCAGACCAGCAGCUCGCCAUGAACGACACGGCCUUCAACUGUAGUGACUGUCCAGAUGGGUUCGAGAAACGUCAGACAAAAUGUUUCGAUAUAGACGAAUGUAACAGCACUCAAUCCGUCUGUACCCAAAUGUGUUUCAACACCGAAGGAAGUUUCUAUUGUGCCUGUAUGGACGGCUAUACUUUAACCAAACAGACUGACUGUGUAGAUAUCGACGAAUGUAAGGAUAGAUCGCAUGACUGUAAUCACAAGUGUACCAAUACACAGGGUAGCUACAACUGUUCAUGUGAAACUGGCUAUUUAUCAUCAGAUGGCGGGAGAAACUGUACGCAGGAUCCGAAUAAUAAUCCAUGUGCUGGUUCGAACCUAGAAUGUCAGUACGGAUGUCGCAAAGUAAACUCUGCCUCGGAAUGUUUCUGCCAGUCUGGUUUUGUUCUGGAAAACAACAUAAACUGUACAGACGUUGAUGAAUGUGCCUUGGUGAGCUGUAGUCAAGAAUGCUCUAACAGCGAUGGAGGAUUUAGCUGUCGCUGUCGCUCAGGAUAUAAGCUUCUCUCUGACAAAUUUACCUGCGAAAAGUGUGACGGUUUGCACUGGGGCGAUAAUUGUGCCAGUGAGUGCAACUGCACCGAGAAUGCUGAGAGGUGCGACAACCUCAAAGGGUGUGUGUGCAAACCGGGCUGGCAGGGCGCUGACUGUGACGAAGAUGUGAACGAGUGUGACGAUAAACAGUGUAAGCUGUUAGAGGAGUGUGUCAACUUGCCUGGGAGCUAUGAGUGUGUCUGCUUGGACGGUUACAAGCCUGUGGCAGGAGACUGUAAAGACAUUGAUGAGUGUGCCAGUGACCUGCUGCAUACCUGUGUGUAUGACUGUGUGAAUGUAGCUGGCCACUUUUUGUGUAAGUGCCCUGCCGGCUACACGGGAAACGGCACGACUUGUGAAGAUAUUGAUGAAUGCACCGAGCUGGUUCCAGACUGUGACCACAAGUGUGUUAACACAAAAGGGAGUUACAACUGUGAGUGUUAUAUUGGCCAUGAGCUGGCAGAUGACCGGAAGUCCUGUGUCGAUGUGGAUAAGCUCUGUGAGAGCAGUGGAAAGACCUGUAACCAGAUUUGCAUCGUAAAUGAAACUACGUCCCAAGCCCAAUGUUUAUGCAGUCCGGGCUACGAACUGUUGAACGCGACCUUCUGCCAAGAUAUCGACGAAUGUGACCAUAAUCUUUGCAAUGAUAAGUGUACAAACACGGACGGUGGUUACACAUGUGCCUGUGGUAAUGGCUAUCAACUCUCCAAUGACCAAAAGACGUGCGAAGCAUGCGACGAUUACCACUACGGUGAAGGCUGCAGUCUGGAAUGUAACUGUGCGCCCCAUGGAAAAUGUAACAACACUGAGGGGUGUGUAUGCAGUUCUGGGUGGGAGGGGACACACUGUGAAAAAGAUGUCAAGGAAUGUGAUGACAAAUCUAAAUGUGAUCAAGAGAAACUGUGUGUUGAGCUGUUGGGUUCCCACAGAUGUGACUGCCCGCCCGGCAAGAAGAUGCUAACGAACGAAACAUGUGCUAAUAUUAAUGAAUGUAGCGAGGGAACUCAUGAAUGUGCCCAGAUUUGUGAAGACAACGACGAAAGUUACACAUGCCGAUGUUACCCAGGGUACAGGAGUCCUGCAGGCAACGAUCGAGUUUGUGACGACAUCGACGAAUGUGCAGAGGGCCACUUUUGCGAGUCCAACUGUAUAAACACAGACGGUAGCUACACGUGUACAUGCCCCCUAAACUUCUUCUUGGCCGAGGACAAGCUGAAGUGUGUUAAAGGAUCCAACUACUCGCUUUGUGGUGACGCUAAACUAGACUGCUCCUAUGCAUGUGACAGAAGCAGCGGAGGCUGUUUUUGUCCCAAGGAGCACGUGCUUGAACCGGAUAAAUUCUCCUGUAGACUGGAGAGAUACCGGGUUAAAGCCAAGAUAACGUUUGAUUUAGAGUUCACUAAGUCCCUAACGAUGAAAUACACAGAUGAAUACAAGAAGAUGGUCUACGACAUCCAGGAAGCGCUGAGGAUAAUUUAUAAAGACGUUCCAAACUUCUCCACUGUCCUCGUCACUAAGCUGGAGUCCGGCUCCGUCGUAGCACUCCACGACGUGGUGUUCUCUAUCCAGGCCAGUCUUGACCAGACCAAAGGUGUAAUGGUGGCUUUGAACUCAGCUUAUACCACCAACACGAUUACAGUAGGAGGGAAAUCUGUGAAAGUGGAGGAGGUGCCCGUCCUCAUCACAAGCCAGGGGAAUGAAUUUCUUGUGACAGACACCCUGACUUGUGCUGCUGAACCGUGUGGCUUUAACGACGUCUGUUACGAAGGGAAGGGUGUGGUCGAAUGCCACCCGGAAGGGACAACGUUUGUGGAGGAAGAACAAGAAGGAGAAGGAGAAGGUGCAGAACGAGACAUAAGCUUGGCCCUUGGACUAGGUUUGGGCAUCGGUCUUGGGGCUCUACUGUGCGCUGUGAUCAUUUUCCUGAUGGUCAAAAAGCCCUGGGCCAAAGGCAGCGGUGAAGUGACAACUAUAUCCGCCAGACAGCCACUAACUGGAUCGAAAGGGUCGUUGAACGGAAGACGAUCGUCUCGUGUAUCACCAACCUAAACAAUCCAGCAUAUAAUGGGGAAUAUGUGUGGAGUGGACGAAGCGGGAGGUAAUCGCGCAGUGCCUUAACUGCAGAUGAAAGGUCUGGUACCUGGAUAACCUCUAUUUCGUCGUCGCCAUCUACUUACAGUGUUCUUCCAUAGCGUUGACGUUAUCUUAGAAAUAAGUUAUAUAAAAAAUAAACAAUGUCAUAUUCUGACUGUUUGCCGACUAUUUGCCGUGUUUUAUGGACAUAUUGGUGUCAUUAUAAGAAAUUGAUUUUGUUUUAUUACUUUUUGACAAUGCUUUCGUUUUCUAGAAAGUAUCCACACAAUAUGAAUACCGUUGAAAGUAUUACAUUUAACUUUGUAUUUGGUGUUUUUGUGGAAUAAUUCAAUCUGAUGGACCCUUUUUAAGGAGGGGGGGAGGCAUUUCAAAAGUCCACAAAACUUAGAGUGUUUUGUAUCAGAGUGAGAAAUUGGACAAAUUUUGACACUUCAUCGAAAUGCAAAAGGCUUACUAUAAAUCAAUUAUAUAUGUAUGUUUACAAAAAUAUAGGUUUGUGUAAAAAAAAAUAUGUGUGUGUUUAGGAAACUUGCUAUUCCUACGAUUUUUGUGUCAUGUUUUCUAUUCUUAGUUUUGGUAACUGUAUUGUUUCUAUAUAUAAAUUUUGAUAUUUUCCAUGGUUAUACAAAAAUGUGAAACGCAUUUCCAAAAUGUGUCCUCUAGAAAUGCGUGUAACCUGCCCUUUGUCUUAGCGUUACAAACUUUGAAAAAAGGCAUUUCUUUAUUGUGUAACCUGUUUUCUUAUCGCCUGCAUGUUUUAGAACUGCAGAAGUUUGUUUUAUAAAUAGUCAAGUAUUUGAAUAUUAUUUUUUUUCUCAGGCGCUCCCAACUACCAUGGCAAAAGCUGACAUAGUUUUAAAAGGAUGCAGGGAUGUUAAUUGGAAUUUAUUCGACGUCAUUGGUCUAAAAUUACUUAAAAUGCUGUGUUGUUAUCACAUUUAUUAAACAUUCCGUGAAAACAAUGUUAAGGGACCAAGUUUUAGGGACUUUUACAGUCCGCCAUCAGGACUAGUUUACGUAUAUUUUAUAUACCACCUCUUCCCAUGCUUGACAAUUAGUGUUUAUAUUUUGCCCCAGGGAGGCCUGAAUAAAUUAACAAGAAUAAACAGGUUGUUCAUAUGCAUGUUUUACAUUGCGUGUUUUAAACUGCAGAAGACUUUCAUAAAAAGUCAAGUAUUUGAAUAUCACUCAGAAGGCAAACAAACAUGUUCAGAAUUUAUAAUAAACGGUAGAAAUCAGAUAUCUCGAAUGAUUUAUUUAAUGUAGCAUUUGAAAUUCAUAUGGGCACUAGUAAGCACAAGACUUCAGACCGAUUCAAACGUUACAUGUGCAUUCUUGUGUAUGGUGUGAAACAACAAUGAAAUCAUUAAAUAAUAAUUAAAUUAAUUAUUACCUUAUUAUUACAAUUAAGACCUUUCCUUGAGUAUAUUUAAGCCUAAACAGAGAUAUCCUUCACAUAGGUUAACCCCUUUACAUAUUGUGAAGCAUUUAAUUCAUGAAUUCAUAGUAAAUGAAAUCAUGUCAGUAAUUAAUUUUCAGGAAAACAGGAAAGUGACGAUACUUGGUGAAGAAGCUGCAGAAAAAGAGAUAAAAUGUAAACCAGUUAACCAGAUAUGCCGUUAAUUCGUUGUAACUGACUGUAAUUGCCUACACCUCACUGUGAUUAAUACAACAUUUGUGGUUUGUGAUGUCAAUCCAUCUGUCCGUUCGUCCACUAGACAUUUUCUGGUGUAAUAGUAAACACUUUUCACAAGAUCAUCUCGAAUUAACAUAUGGACAAUUUCUUAUUUGCAUCUUAAGUAGGAUUUGUUUAUCGAGUUGUAUGAUUGUCCACCAAUGUAGUUAAUUCAUCUAGAUCUGGCUGCUCAGUUGUACAUACAUUGCUUGCAGCGUAUCUCUAAAAACUUACAGCCACUGUGCUCAUACAAAUUUCCUUACCGGAUCGUCACUACAGAUUGUCUUCUAGAAAGAGGGAACAUUUCUCAGCUGUUUGCUGUGGUACUCUAUAAUGGUAAACUCAGACAUGAACUCUGAAACAGAAGGCUCCUGUGAACUAGAUGAAUUUUGGAUUGGUUUUUAUAUUUAUUAGAAAGGUGUACGCAGCACUGAAGAAUUCUUCAUUUAUAUAUGACGGUCAAAUCACAGCACAUCUCAGAUUUGAAGAACAUACAGAUUUAUGUAUAUGUUUUCCCCUCUGACCUUGAACUCUUUCAGUGGCUUUCUUGGGGUUCUGCUGGCCGCUGUGAUCAGUUUCCUAUUACUGAGAGCAGAGAGAUCUACAAAUUCCCUGCCCAAGGCCGGUUGCAAACCUGCAUCUCGUGUGUCCCAGCGAUUGAAAGCAACCAUCUAUAUAACCUUUACACCACAGCCCGCUCUCUGAAAAGCUUCCUUGAGCACUCCCAAUCCUAAAUACAUAAAAUGUCUUUGAUUUAUUUAU